This is a messenger RNA of Acanthochromis polyacanthus (spiny chromis), 2985 nucleotides long. It is a transcript of the gene ntmt2, whose product is annotated as N-terminal Xaa-Pro-Lys N-methyltransferase. The record is from RefSeq and is a predicted model, not a curated record. Bases 156 to 1034 code for a protein of 292 amino acids. Lineage: Eukaryota; Metazoa; Chordata; Actinopteri; Pomacentridae. Gene Ontology annotation, biological process: N-terminal protein amino acid methylation. The transcript is spliced from 4 exons. Gene Ontology annotation, molecular function: N-terminal protein N-methyltransferase activity. Gene Ontology annotation, cellular component: cytoplasm.
UGAACACUGACACAGACGUGUUGAACACUCAGCUAGACAGAUAUAGCAGCAACUGCAGAGACAGUGUCCCAAACAGGCAAAAUACCAUUCAGUGUAGUAGUCUCUUACCUUUGCUUAGGCAAACACCUUCUGGAAAACAGGACAAACAGGUCGAAAUGGAAAUUACACUUGAAGAUGAUAGCAGCUCAUCACCCAAUUUUGAAUACAAGGGUGCUCACCAGGCCUUUAGAGAUCGCUGGAAAGGAACAGAUGACACCAUGUGCCGCCACAGCAUGUCCUUUCAUCUACACCACACACUAAGGAGUGAAUUCUUUGCCAGCUACCUCUACCUGCUUGAGAAGACUCCACUGGUGAAGCUGUUUCCGGUCACCUGUGAGUACAUCAAAGGAGAAAAGCAGUUCUACUACAGAGCCCAGCAGUUCUAUGAGGACGUUCCUGCCUCGGAGGAGGGCAUGAUGGGAGAUUUUGUUGAGAUAUCCAAUGUUGAUCUGGAAGGUUCCCGCCAGUUUCUGAAGAGGUUUGUGGGUCCAGGUAAGGCUGGCACACACUGUGCUUUGGAUUGUGGGUCUGGGAUUGGCCGUGUGACAAAAGGUGUCCUCCUUCCUGUGUUUAUGAAAAUGGAGAUGGCAGACAUGAUGGAGCACUUCCUGCUCCAUGCACACGAGGAGUAUCUGGGUGAUGAUGCUGACCGCAUUGAGACUUACUACUGCUACAACCUGCAAGAGUUCACACCUCCAAAAAACAAGUAUGAUGUCAUCUGGAUGCAGUGGGUGGCAUGUCAUCUAACAGACAAGGACCUGAUGAACUUCCUGAUUCGCUGUAAGAAGAGUCUUUGUCCAAAUGGUGUCAUCAUAAUGAAAGACAAUAUGGCGCGGCAGGGCUGCAAGCUGGACCCUAUCGACAGCAGCAUCAGCCGCCACCUGGACAUCAUGAAAAUCAUCAUCAGCAAGGCUGGCCUCGAGGUCCUGGCUGUCGAGAGGCAGGAAGGCUUUCCUGAAGUCAUCAUGCCUGUCUGGAUGAUCGCUAUGAAGUAGAAAUGACAUUUCUUUGCAUAAUUUGAGAUUGUUGCUUCCUUUGAAAAAUGCAAAAACGAAAAUCCAACCGAAAGCUAAAUUAGCUUAUUCCAUUUUUCAUAAUUUGUGAUCAUGUCUCUAAGAAACUACAACAACAUCACAAUAAAUUUUCACAAUGUCAUCCAUAGAUAAAUCCUGAAACAGCAGUGUUGACGGCAUGAGGCCUGUUUUAUGGAGAUAGAAAUGUUUUUUUUCUUUUGCUCUGUAAUUAAAGGAAAUAAAGGUUCACCGGGACAAUUAACUUCUACAGCAGCAGGCCCUGUGUCCACAUUGCCAGACUGUAGUUCACUGUUAGUCAUCCACUUUCAGAUAUUGUAUCAAGACGGUGUCUGUGAUUAGUGCCUCAAUUUUCAGUGGGGAAUAUGUUAGUGUCAGAACCGGAACUGGAUUUUGACUGCCUGUUUAGUUGCUUCUCCGAGGGUUUUUGAAACAUAUUAUAUUUUCAAUGUUGCAUAUAAAAAACAAUAAUGUGUAAUUUUAUAUUGGAUUUAGAAACAAUAAAUCAUAUCUGGAUAUGUUAUCUGGAUAGUGGCAUCUUAUCACAGAGCUUUAAAAUUACACCUGGAACAAAAUAAUGAAAUUUUAGCGCAACUGAUUCUGCCCACAUUGUGAUCUUGGGGUAUCUUAGGUAUGAGCAGUGUAAGGGGAUAGAGCUUAGACACUCAAGUUCAGACUGUAGUUCCUUUUUAAAAAAGCAUCUUGAACAGGAAGAGUCAAGUCAACCUGUUGGCAAUGACUGUUACCUUAGAAUAUGGCCACAGAUUGCAAUUCCACCAGAACCAGAUGUGAUCUGUCUGAACUGAUUAAAAUGUGAUUAUAAUGCAUACUAUGAGCAUUUUUCUCAGUAAGAUAAGAUAUCCAGAUACAGAUACAGAUUGAGAUGUUCAGAACAAUUGGACAAGAAGUAUUAAUGCCACCCUUCAAUAUCGCAUGUAUUACUGUUGCUCAUUUGUGUGUUUGAGGUGUUUAGUAGAGUUUGGUCAGUUGUAAAUAUUUUUGAUUUUGUGUAAGUAUGUGUUUUAUACUUUUGCUUGUAAUAUUGCAGUUUAAGAGAAAUCCAGUUUUUACAUUUGCAUCAGUGUAGUGCUUAAAUUUAGAUUGGAACCGUGUUAUUAGGUUAAAUUCCAUUUUAUAGAACAGCGUUAGUACUUGUACUCCCUAAAAAGAAAAACAUCAAACUCAGGAGCAUAUCGUUGUAUUUUGAUGAUUUUUUGUAAAGCUCUUUUCUUAUAUAUUAUUUUUCAUCCCAUGUUCAAAACAAAAGCUAAUAGGAUUAAAGAUGGGAAAUCAUCGCUGGCUAUUACAGUCAAGACUGGAACAUAAAUGCUGACCAAUUUUCUCUAAAUAUUCCUACAGUGCAGCCCAUCCAUACCCCUUGGCCAGCCUGCAAUCUUCUAGAGAGCUGGCUCACAAUGCAAGAGAUAUUAGAGAUUCUCUCAAAUCAGUUGGUAAUUGUCCUAAGUAUUAUUACUGUUUUUCUUUUUCCCCAGACUCGCAGUAGAAGCAGCACCUUGUUUCAGGUUAGGGAGUUAGCUGGGCCCCUGACAUGAAGGUGGGGGUUGAUUAUUUCCCGGUUUUGACAGACAGUGCCUCUUUUCUUAUCUGUUCUGGUUUCAAUUUUGGCAUUUCAGAUGUUGUCUGCAUAAAACACAUCCAGGAGUUGCUCAAAUAUUCGGACUGUGUGCGUCAGUGCUUGGUGGGAGUGGUGUUGAGUUGUUUCUCCCAGAGCUUUUUAUGAAAGAUUAGCUUGUAACUGAGUAGGCUGGCAAUGACAAAAUACAAAAUCCUUCAAGCAUUAAAGGUGUGAUGGUGUAAGAUGGACUCUGCAGCAUGUUUCUCUCAUCAAAAUCACUAUAUUAAGAUGUGAAUAGACCAAACACAUUUUCCACAUCCCAAAUGAAUUAAAGAUCAA